AUGGCGGAGAUUGUGACAUCAAUCGGGUCAAAGCUUGCAGAAUAUUUGGUGGCUCCAAUUUCACAAGGAGCUACUUAUUUGUUCUGCUUCAAGCAGUUCAUUGGAGGUGUUGAUAAAGCAAAACAAGAGCUGGAGGCAAAACUAGAAGACGUGAAAAAGCGCAAGGAAGAAGCUGACCGAAAAACUAAAGAAAUAAUGCCAUCCGUGAAGAAGUGGUUGGAUGAUGUGAAUGCAAUCCUAGAAGAGGUGCAAAAGCUACAACAAGAGCUUGAAGGAGGACGAAACAAGUGUUUUAAUGUGUCACUCAGAUAUUCUUUAGCAAAACGAAUGGAAAAUAAGGCUAAGCAAAUGAUAUAUCUCAAACAAAAUUCCAGCUUUGAGCCAUUUUCUCAACUGAUCCAGCUUCCUGGCAUUCCUGACUUCUCUUCCAAAGAGUUUAUGGAUUUCAACUCAAGGAAAUCAACUUAUGAUCGUCUUUUGGAGGCAAUUAUAGAUGGCAAAAACAAGAUGGUGGGGCUGUAUGGUAUAGGGGGCUCAGGCAAAACAACUUUGGCAAAGAAAGUGGGCAAGAAAGUGGAUGAGUUGAAGCUUUUUGACAAGGUCAUCAUAGCAGUCGUUUCUAAACCCCCAAAUAUUCUGAACAUUCAGCAAGAAAUAGCAGAGCAAAUAGGCUUGCAAUUUAAAGAGGCAAUUCAAAGUAAUAGAGCACAAAGGCUGUCAGAGGGAUUGAAAAAUAAGAAGAUUCUUAUAAUCUUAGAUGAUGUAUGGGAGUAUCUAAGGCUUGAAGAUAUUGGCAUUCCAACAGUUGGAGGUUGUCAUAUCUUGUUAACCACUCGCCUUCAAGAUGUAUGUGUCUCUAUGGAUUGUGAGAGUAAAAUUGAGUUGCCACUUUUACCAGAGGAAGAGGCAUGGUCAUUGUUCAAGAUGCGUGCUAACAUAACCAAUGUCUCAAGGAAUGAGUUUGAUAGCAUUGGAAGGAAGAUUGUUGAUGAGUGUAAGGGUUUGCCUAUAGCAAUUGUAACAGUGGGAAGGACAUUAAAAGGAAAGGGAAUUCAUGCAUGGAGAUCAACUCUAGAAAGGCUACUACAUCCCCCACCAUUGGAUAUUGAAGAUGAUUUGAAGAACCCUUAUGUAAUUCUCAAAGUAAGUUAUGAUAAUUUGUCGAGUCAGCUAGCUAAGUCACUCUUCAUAUUGUGCUCUAUGUUUCCUGAGGAUCAUGAAAUUCAUAUAGAGGAUUUAAUUCGUUUUGGCAAAGGGACUCUUAAACUUGGUGAAUGA
Messenger RNA from Neltuma alba, 1278 nucleotides. RefSeq names its product disease resistance protein RPS5-like. Lineage: Eukaryota; Viridiplantae; Streptophyta; Magnoliopsida; Fabales; Fabaceae. Gene Ontology annotation, molecular function: ATP hydrolysis activity; ADP binding. The transcript has a single exon. The record is from RefSeq and is a predicted model, not a curated record. The coding region runs from base 1 to 1278 and encodes 425 amino acids.